Messenger RNA from Impatiens glandulifera, 4334 nucleotides. Its product is annotated as pleiotropic drug resistance protein 1-like. The transcript is spliced from 21 exons. Gene Ontology annotation, cellular component: membrane. Gene Ontology annotation, molecular function: ATP hydrolysis activity; ABC-type transporter activity; ATP binding. Lineage: Eukaryota; Viridiplantae; Streptophyta; Magnoliopsida; Ericales; Balsaminaceae. The record is from RefSeq and is a predicted model, not a curated record. The coding region runs from base 1 to 4239 and encodes 1412 amino acids.
AUGGAAAGUGGUGAUGGGUUGAGAAUGAAUAGUACCAGGUUAGGCAGUUCCAGAAUGUUUAGGGGAAGCAAUAGGGAACUUUUCUCAACAUCAAUUCGUGAUGAAGAUGACGAAGAAGCACUGAAAUGGGCUGCAAUCGAAAAGUUACCAACUUACCUACGUAUAAGGAGAGGUGUACUGACUGAAGACAGCAACCAGCCAAGAGAAAUCGAUAUAGCAGAUCUAGAGCAGCUGGAGAAGAAGAACAUUCUAGAGAAGUUAGUGAAAGUAGCUAAUGAAGACAAUGAGAAGUUCUUGCGGAAACUCAAGCAACGUAUUGACAGGGUAGGGAUUGAACUUCCAAAGAUCGAAGUUCGGUUUGAACAUCUCAAAGUUGAUGCAGAGGCUUAUGUUGGCAGCAGGGCGCUUCCAACAGUGUUCAACUUCUUCAAAAAUAUCCUAGAGGGAUUCUUGAAUGUCCUACACAUUCUUCCAACUAGAAAGAAACCCUUUACAAUCCUCAACGAUCUCAGUGGAAUCAUCAAACCUGGCAGAAUGACAUUAUUACUAGGUCCACCAAGCUCUGGUAAAACUACAUUACUACUGGCUUUGGCAGGAAAACUCAGUUCAGAACUAAAAGUUUCAGGAAGAGUGACAUACAAUGGACAUGGAAUGGAAGAGUUUGUUCCACAAAGAACAUCAGCAUACAUUAGCCAGAAUGACCUACAUAUAGGAGAAUUGACUGUGAGAGAAACACUAGCUUUCUCAGCUAGAUGUCAAGGAAUCGGCAGUCGAUAUGAGAUGUUAGCUGAAUUGUCAAGGAGAGAAAAACAGGCAAACAUUAAACCUGAUCUAGAUAUUGAUAUCUUCAUGAAGGCUGCUUCAUUAGAAGGACAAGAAGCUAUCGUAACGGACUAUACACUCAGAAUUCUAGGUCUGGAAAACUGUGCCGAUUCGCUAGUCGGAGACGGAAUGAUACGCGGCAUAUCAGGAGGAGAAAAAAAGCGCGUCACAGUCGGAGAGAUGUUGGUUGGACCUGCUCGAGCGCUGAUGAUGGAUGAAAUAUCGACGGGAUUGGACAGUUCUACGACGUUUCAGAUCGUGAAUUCAAUCAAGCAGUUCGUCCAUAUCCUGCAGGGGACAGCUAUCAUCUCUCUACUGCAGCCGUCGCCGGAAACAUACGAUCUCUUUGACGAAAUCAUUCUCGUCGCCGACGAGAAAAUCAUGUAUCAAGGUCCCCGGGAAAACGUAUUGGAGUUCUUCCAGUUUAUGGGGUUUAAGUGCCCUCAAAGGAAAGGGAUUGCUGACUUCCUUCAAGAAGUAACAUCAAAGAAGGACCAAAAACAAUAUUGGAUAUUGAAAGAGGAACCUUACACCUUCGUUAGUGCCAAAGAAUUUGCAGACGCAUUUCAAUCUUUCCAUGUAGGCCAAAACUUAGCCGACCAACUCGCGAUCCCUUUCGACAAAACAACUAGUCAUCCCGAAGCCUUGACGACUAAAAAAUACGGUGCCCCUAAGAAGGAUCUUUUGAAAGCUUGUAUCUCAAGAGAAUACUUACUCAUGCAGAGAAAUUCAUUCGUAUACAAAUCCAAGCUUUUUCAACUUGCAUUUAUGGCUGUCGUCACAAUGACAGUUUACCUUAGAUCAAAGUUGUCCAAAAAUACAAUAGAAGAUGGUGAGAUUUACAUGGGAGCUACGUUCUAUAUUAUGCUGACGAUUUUGUUCAUAGGCUACACAGAGCUUGCGAUGACAAUUUUAAAACUUCCCGUGUUUUACAAGCAAAGAGAUUUCUUAUUCUUUCCUACAUGGGCAUAUUCAUUACCUACUUGGAUCCUUAAGAUCCCGAUUUCAAUGGUGGAAGUCGGGAUUUGGGUUUUCGUGACUUAUUAUGUCAUAGGAUUUGACUCGAACGUUACAAGGUUUUUCAAACAAUACCUUUUACUACUAUGUUUUAUACAAAUGGCUUCUUCGCUUUUUCGGCUCAUGGCAUCGCUUGGAAGAAACAUUGUUAUUGCAAACACGUGUGGCUUGUCCGCGUUGCUUCUUGUUGUGUUGUUCAGUGGAUUUUCCAUAUCUAAAGACAACAUAAGUGAUGCAUGGAUAUGGGGAUAUUGGAGCUCGCCUAUGAUGUAUGGUCAAAAUGCAAUCAUCGUGAACGAAUUUCUUGGGAAUAGUUGGCAUCAAAGUUUUCCGAAUACGAAUCAAACAUUAGGAGAGGUGCUAAUGAUCUCCAAAAGUUUUUUCCAUCAAGCAAGAUGGUAUUGGAUUGGAAUAGGGGCUUUAAUUGGAUAUAUUAUUCUAUUUAACCUAUUUUACACAUUGGCUCUUACUUACCUUAACCCAAUUAGUAAGCCACAAACAAUUCUAGCGGAUGUGCCCGAUAUAGAAGCCGAGACAAAUAAUGAACAUGGAACUAAUAAGAAGAAACGUGGAAUGGUUCUACCUUUCGAACCCCUUUUGAUCACAUUCGACCAAAUUAGAUAUUCCGUUAAUAUGCCACAAGAGAUGAAGGUUAAAUUAGGUGUAAACGAAGAACGGUUGGAGCUUUUGAAAGGCGUAAGUGGAUAUUUUAGACCGGGAAUUUUAACAGCAUUGAUGGGCGUAAGUGGAGCUGGAAAGACCACUUUGAUGGACGUAUUGGCUGGUCGAAAAACAGGAGGAUACAUAGAUGGAAGUAUCAUGAUAUCGGGUUAUCCAAAGAAGCAAGAAACGUUUGCACGAAUUGCGGGAUAUUGCGAGCAAACCGACAUUCAUUCUCCUCAUGUAACUAUUUACGAAUCCUUGAAUUACUCGGCUUGGCUUAGGUUGCCUAAAGAGGUCAAUAAUGUGUCGAGAAAGACGUUUGUCGAAGAGGUUAUGGAGCUCGUGGAAAUAACUUCAUUAAGAGACGCACUUGUGGGUAUGCCCGGUAUCAAUGGCCUUUCAACCGAGCAACGCAAAAGGCUAACCAUUGCAGUUGAACUUGUAGCAAAUCCGUCCAUAAUAUUCAUGGACGAACCAACCUCGGGGCUCGAUGCUAGAGCGGCUGCAAUCGUGAUGAGAACCCUAAGGAACAUUGUGGACACUGGACGAACUAUUGUAUGCACGAUUCAUCAACCAAGCAUAGACAUAAUCGACAGCUUUGAUGAAUUACUACUUCUCAAACGAGGAGGCAAACAAAUCUAUUUCGGUCCCUUGGGGCAACACUCGAUCGAUCUCAUCAACUAUUUCGAGGCAAUAAGUGGGGUUGAAAAAAUUAAAGAUGGUUACAAUCCUGCGACAUGGAUGCUUGAGGUGUCGUCAGUGUCACAAGAAACAUCUCUCGGAAUUAAUUUUGCCGAUAUUUAUGAAAAAUCGGAUCUAUACAAGAGAAACAAAGCUAUACUCGAUGAAAAAAACAAACCCCAACCCGGUUCAAAAGAUCUUCAUUUUCCUACUAAGUAUUCGCAAUCUUUUGUAACACAAUUCAAGGCUUGCUUAUGGAAACAACACUUGUCAUAUUGGCGAAACCCAACUUACACGGCGAUUAGAAUCAUUUUCACAACCGUCGUCGCUCUUAUCUUCAGCACCAUUUUCUGGAAUCUUGGAUCGAAAACGGAUACAAAACAAGAUUUAGUCAAUGCAAUGGGUGCAAUGUAUUGUACAAUUAUGCUCAUUGGUGUGUCAAAUGCCACAGCAGUACAACCUAUUGUCUCAAUAGAGAGAACAGUGUUUUAUAGAGAAAAAUCAGCUGGAAUGUUCUCUGCUUUGCCAUAUGCUUUUGCUCAGGUUAUAAUUGAGAUUCCACAUGUUCUCCUACAAUCAACCAUAUAUGUUGUUAUAGUGUAUUCCAUGAUAGGAUUUAAAUGGACAGCUGCAAAGUUCUUGUGGUACUAUCUCUUCUCAUACCUUACAAUACUAUACUUCACAUUAUAUGGGAUGAUGGUUGUCGCGGUCACCCCAAACCACACGAUUGCAAACAUAGCUGCAUUCGCGUUUUAUCAAUUAUGGAACCUUUUCUCCGGAUAUUUCAUCCCAUCAACCAGGAUUCCGGGAUGGUGGAAGUGGUAUUACUAUAGUUCUCCCUUAUCUUGGACGAUAUAUGGUUUGUUAGUCUCACAAUAUGGGGACGUCGAAAACAAGCUUGAAUCGGGAGAAUCGGUGAAAAAGUAUUUGAGGGAUUAUUACGAUUAUAAACACGAUAUGGUGGGUUAUGUUGCUAUGAUUCUAAUUAGUUUUGUGCUCUUCUUUAUUUUUAUAUUUGCCUAUUCAAUCAAGUCACUCAACUUUCAAAAGAGAUGAGAUUAAUUCUUCAUCUUCAAAUUCCAUGUGAGAAUUUGGUAAUAAAUUAUGGUUCCAAAGUUGUCAUGUACCAACACCUUAGUAACUCUGUUUAC